AGUGUGCAAGCGGGGAUAAGUGUGAUGACGUCAUAACUCUCCCCCUCCACUCCCGGCCGGGGACCCCUAUCCCUGAGGCCGGGAGGAGUACAGGAGGCUGGGCCUGGGCACAACCCGGCAAUUGCUCAGUGCGCAUGUGCAGAGUAUGGAGCUGACUGAGUAACAGCUGACUAGCAGUGUUGUUGGUGCUGAGGGCACCGACAGCAAAUCCAGAAUGAAGAGCCCCGUUAUUCUCCUCACCUGGGCGGCAACAUUGGCCAAGGUACUGUGUGAAUAUGGAAUGGUCCAUGUAACAUCAGAGAAAAGUGUUGGCAGUGCCAAAGAUUACUGUAUUCUUUUUAAUUCUGAAUGGGCUCACUUGCCUCAUGACCUGACCAAAGCUGCCUUGCUCCAUCUUCAAGAUCAGACUGCAUCUGUGCUUUGUUCCCCCACCGAUGUCCCAGAUGGUGGCUUCAGUAAUCAUAUCCCUAUGGUAAUGAGAGGAAAUUGCACUUUUUACGAGAAGGUGCGACUGGCGCAGAUCAAUGGAGCACGUGGGCUGCUGAUCGUUAGCCGGGAGAGGCUGGUCCCUCCUGGCGGUAAUCGUAGCCAGUAUGAAGAGAUUGAUAUUCCAGUGGCUCUACUUAGCUACACUGAUAUGUUGGAUAUCAGUAAGACGUUCGGGCCUUCAGUGAAAGUGGCCAUGUAUGCACCAAAUGAGCCUGUUCUGGAUUACAACAUGGUCAUCAUUUUUAUAAUGGCUGUUGGAACUGUAGCCAUUGGGGGCUAUUGGGCUGGUAGCAGAGAUGUUAAAAAGCGGUACAUGAAACAUAAAAGGGAUGAUGGAUCAGACAAGAAACAUGAUGACGAGACUGUGGAUGUUACUCCUGUCAUGAUCUGCGUGUUUGUGGUUAUGUGCUGCUCAAUGUUAAUUCUUCUGUACCAAUUCUAUGAUCACUUAGUUUAUGUUAUCAUUGCAAUAUUCUGUUUGGCUGCAUCUAUUGGUCUAUACAGCUGUCUCUUCCCAUUUGUCCGCAGAAUCCCAUAUGGGAAGUGCAGAUUUCCAGACAAUAACCUUCCAUACUUUCACAAACGACCACCUAUAUGGAAACUCCUGUUGGCCUCAUUCUGUAUUGCCGUCAGUGUAAUAUGGGGAGUAUAUCGAAACGAAGAUCAGUGGGCUUGGAUUCUGCAGGAUAUUCUUGGCAUAUCUUUUUGUCUCUACAUGUUGAAGACCAUCCGCUUACCCACAUUUAAGAGCUGCACUUUACUCCUGUUUGUUCUCUUUAUAUAUGACGUAUUCUUCGUGUUCAUCACUCCAUUUCUUACCAAGAGUGGGGAGAGUAUCAUGGUGGAAGUUGCUGCUGGCCCUUCAGAUUCAAGCACCCAGGAAAAGCUCCCAAUGGUUCUUAAAGUGCCAAGAUUAAACUCUUCUCCCCUGGCUCUGUGUGACAGGCCUUUCUCUCUCUUGGGCUUCGGGGACAUUUUGGUACCAGGGCUUCUGGUGGCUUACUGUCACAGAUUUGACAUUCAGAUUCAGUCUUCAAGGAUCUACUUUCUAGCAUGCACCAUAGCCUAUGGUAUUGGUCUUCUUGUGACUUUUGUGGCACUCGCCCUGAUGCAGAGGGGGCAGCCUGCUCUUCUCUAUCUAGUUCCCUGCACACUGCUUACAAGUCUGACUGUGGCCCUUUGGCGCAAGGAACUGCCUAUGUUCUGGACCGGCAGCGGCUUUGUGCAGAAAGACCUUCCAAAUCCUCCACUGGUUCUCGCUCCCAGUGCCUCAGAGCCAGUAUUGGAACAGCACAUUGAGAAAGAAGAACAUAACCUAGAUGAAGAAUGUAAUUCUGCAGAAGAACAGCACAAAGUGGGCACUGAGAAGGGCACAGUAGAUGCCACAGAGGAACAGACAUGCCCAAGUACAGAGAGGACAGCAUUGGAGUCAGAAGAACCUCUGAGCUCAGAAUCUACAAAUAUGGCUGAAAAGCAAUUUUCCCCAGACUUGGGAAGCCCUGUUGCAGACGACUUGAAAAUCUCCAAGAAUCCAAAUGCUUGCUAAUUCACUAAAAACUCUUCAGAGCCACAUAUAUAUCCAAAACGCAAACUGGACCACAUGAAUACUUGUCAAUCUACAGCUCACUAUAUACAAGGCCAUGUAAGAACCUAAAUGCCAGCUUUAUCUUCCAGCUACCUCCACAGCACUCAGUGAGGCAUCAGACAGCCAGUCACCGGGUGACUAACAGUGAGGACAUAUGAGCAAAGCAAUGCUAUGGCUCUAAAAUAUAACUGUUUUAUGGUACACAUCUCCAGUAAGGAUGGUUUGUUUUAAUAUACAGUACUGCAAGUUAAACCAGGUUGUUCCCUGAGUCUUUGCAGCAGGAAACAUAGUUAGAAAUCAUAUUUAGAAAACAUGGUAGUUUUUGUUAAAAAA
Messenger RNA from Nanorana parkeri, 2407 nucleotides. It is a transcript of the gene SPPL2B, whose product is annotated as signal peptide peptidase like 2B. Gene Ontology annotation, cellular component: cytoplasmic side of endoplasmic reticulum membrane; lumenal side of endoplasmic reticulum membrane; Golgi-associated vesicle membrane. The coding region runs from base 215 to 2035 and encodes 606 amino acids. The record is from RefSeq and is a predicted model, not a curated record. Gene Ontology annotation, biological process: membrane protein proteolysis. Gene Ontology annotation, molecular function: aspartic endopeptidase activity, intramembrane cleaving. The transcript has 15 exons. Lineage: Eukaryota; Metazoa; Chordata; Amphibia; Anura; Dicroglossidae.